This is a messenger RNA of Linum tenue, 1048 nucleotides long. The record is from the annotation of a GenBank genome assembly. Lineage: Eukaryota; Viridiplantae; Streptophyta; Magnoliopsida; Malpighiales; Linaceae.
CCUCUUCUCACCACACAACACACGACAGCAGCUAUCCUCUGGGCGACGCCGACACGGCGCCAUCUUCUCUCCGGCGGCACCAUCUUCUCUCCGGCAGCACCAGAUCUGACCAUUCUCUCAUUCCGCCAUCUUCUCUCCACGGCGCCAUCUUCCCCAGCUUUGGCGGACUGUCAAAUACACCAAGAGGCGGGAGAUUUCUAGGAUCGAAGGCAUCUCGAUCUUUCCUAUUCUCGGAGCUCCGGUGCUUUGGCCGACUGUCAAAAACACCAUUACCGGCGAGAUCAGGGCAAAAUGAAAUCAAAAGGCUCGAAGGGAAAACGAGCUCAAGCACCGAUAUCUAGCAGCAAUGUGCUUAAUGUCAGUGAGGCCGAGUGUGAUGAUGUUGGAAUGGAUUCCUCAAGUGGGGAAGAGAUGGAAAUCGAAAAUGAUGCAAGUACGAGCAAGGUUCUUUGAUCUUUAUUUAUGGAUAAUCUGUUCUUUUAGUUUGAUGGAAACUACACGGAAGCCGUCAAAGCUGAAGUACUUGUUUUGUUUGGAUCGAUUCCUGAACUUGACCCUAAGAAUGUGGAGACUACAAUUCAGAAUGGCUGCUGAAGUUUUGGACAAGCCAUGUUGGAUCGCUGAUGUUGACUUUUUCACAAGCAGAAUAAUGUCUUAGUUUCGUAAGGUUCAAAUUGUAGUGUUGAUGGUACAUAGUUGAAGUUUCUGAGUUGUUGCCUUCGGUUUCACAGAACUAUGUGGGCUUGAUCUUCAAACUGGAAUGUUUGCUGAGGUGGUCUUUCGUGAUGAAUUUUGUUUUAGUUGAUGGGAUAUAUAGUUGCAGCAGCUUUAAUAUAUAUACUCCCUAAUGUAUGUAUGCAUAACCAUAUAGAGUUAUUAACAGUUCCAGGAAAAUUAGCUUUCAAGUGAGAAAAUUAGCUUUCAAGUUCGAAGCUGUAAGCCUGUAAGGGCUGAGUCAAUGCUGCUCCCUGUGAGCUGGUGACAGGAUGGGGAAGAGAAACCUUCAUCUUUGCGGGGCUAUUGUCAUAUGAAUUGUUAAAUGCAGCAG